Messenger RNA from Falco peregrinus (peregrine falcon), 1371 nucleotides. RefSeq names its product interleukin 34 (gene IL34). The record is from RefSeq and is a predicted model, not a curated record. Lineage: Eukaryota; Metazoa; Chordata; Aves; Falconiformes; Falconidae. Bases 436 to 978 code for a protein of 180 amino acids. Gene Ontology annotation, molecular function: macrophage colony-stimulating factor receptor binding; cytokine activity. Gene Ontology annotation, biological process: positive regulation of macrophage differentiation; positive regulation of cell population proliferation; positive regulation of monocyte differentiation. The transcript is spliced from 7 exons.
GCCCCGCCCGCUCCCCGCCCGCCGCCCCCCGCCCGCCUCCCGGGAAGCGCGGGCACGGCCCCGCCGCUGCCGCCCGCGGGGAGACGCGUCCCGCGCCCGCCGGCCCCGCGCGCCGCGCCAGAUCCCCUCUUGCCGUGCAGGGGGGCUCGCACCCCCCCGAAGCGCAUCCCUGCCGGCACCCUGUGAUGGCCCUGGGACCUGCUGCCCCUCCGCAGCCAGCUGGAGAGGAGAAGCCGGCGGGGACGGCCGGGAAGGGGGACUAACCCCCCAUCCAUGGCAGGGGGCAACCACCCGGGGCUACCGGAGAGCAGCCCAGCGCCCGGGGCGUGCGCCCAUCCCUCAACCCCCCACCACGUGCACCGCUGCCCAGCCAGCUCCCGGUGACCCCCGGCCAUGUAGGCGCAGCCCGGGGAUCUGCCGACGGCCACAGUCACCAUGCAGCAGGGCUACGCGGCCGUCCUGUGUGUCCUGGCUGUGCUGGGGCUGGAGGCUGCUGCGCCGGGCGAAUGCGAGCUCACCCGCCUGCUCCAGGACAAGCUGCAGUACGAGAUGCGCCUGCAGUACAUGAAACACUACUUCCCCAUCGACUACACGGUCCAGGUCCAGUAUGAGGAGGUGCUAAGGCCAUCCAACAUCACCCGCCUGCGCAACGGGACAGUGUCGGAGGUGGCCCUGCGGUACCUCUGGUUCCACGUCAGCUCCCAGGCAGUGCUGCGGAUCCGCGAGGUGCUGCCGGUGAAGCACCCAUCCUGGAAGUACACCCAGGAGCUGUGCCAGCUCUUCGAUGCCCUGGGCAAGGAGUACAGCAAGUACCGGCAGACAGAUGUGGAGCCAGUGGUGGCCGACCUGGUGAAGCUGGUUCACAGCGUGGGCUCUGAGAGCCGCAGGAAGGCUGUACGCCCCAAGGCACUGCUGGACAACUGCCUCAAGGUCAUGCGGAUGCUCUACACUGCACCUUGUCGGUGGGAGUCCACCUAGCACCACAGAAGAUCCCUCGCUUGAUGCCUUCUCCUUGCCCUGGAGCCUGGGAUGCUGCUUCUGCUCUGCCCCCCCAGCAGAGCCCCCGGGGUGGUCCCCAAGGAAAGUGAAAAGGGGGGACAGGUGCCACCCCUCCGGACCAAAUGCCACCUCUUCCAGGACUGUGGGACCGUGCACGGCCAUGGGGUCGACCCCAUCCAAAAUGCCAGGCACCUUCUGCAUGGGUGUGGGGCUGGGGGGGUUGGGACAUAGUCCCCCGUGGGCAGGCAGCUGCCGGCUGCAGCGCUGGGACGUGCCGCCCUGCCCUGCCCACAGCGGGGGCGAGGGCAUCACCCGGUUCCUCUCAGUUUGUAUUUUUUCCUCAGCUUUCAUUAAACACAGGUUAAUUCUCUA